This is a messenger RNA of Cylas formicarius (sweet potato weevil), 2225 nucleotides long. It is a transcript of the gene Orc5, whose product is annotated as origin recognition complex subunit 5. Bases 160 to 1479 code for a protein of 439 amino acids. Gene Ontology annotation, cellular component: nuclear origin of replication recognition complex; nucleus. Gene Ontology annotation, molecular function: DNA replication origin binding. The transcript is spliced from 2 exons. The record is from RefSeq and is a predicted model, not a curated record. Gene Ontology annotation, biological process: DNA replication; DNA replication initiation. Lineage: Eukaryota; Metazoa; Arthropoda; Insecta; Coleoptera; Brentidae.
GCAAGAUGUCUGUGAGUAUAAAAUCGUUCAAAGAUUGGUGCCCGCGUUUCUUAUUGAAACUUCCUCUUGACUUCUCGUUCAUUAGUAAUUAUACCAUUUGACAAUCAAUAUAAAACCAUAAUUACGAUUUGCGUUGGGUUGCCCAAACCGAGACCCAACAUGGAGGCCAAGUUACGCGAGCUCAAGGAGACGUUUCCCGGCCGCGAAAGUCAAAUAGAUCAGCUUUAUAGCUUCUUCGGCUACAAAGAUGAGCCAUUUCCACCGUCGGUCUACAUUUACGGUGGUCCGAGUACGGGAAAAUCCACAGUCGUAACCGCUCUGCUUCACUGUCUGGAAAUCAGAUACGCAGUCGUCAACAUGGUGGAAUGCUACAAUCCCAGGAUUCUCUUCGAGAGUAUAUUAAACCAACUGUCUGGACACGAAAUCGAUCCUAAGAUCGGAACGCCGUACGCCAGGUGCGACAACUUUAUGGAUUUUUGCAAUCAUCUACAAACGAUAGGCGAUAAUAUCGACUUGAGCGAGUCGGUUGUGUUGAUCGACAAGGCUGAAGAGUUGAGGUCGAUGGAGCAAUUGUUACCAGCGUUUUUACGCUUCGACGAACUCACAGAUAUACCGAUUACCGUGAUUUUUUUAUCCGAUAUCGUCUUCGAGAAGUAUUAUUAUAAACUGAACGUUGUCGAACCUAUUAAGAUGCACUUCCCUCAAUACUCCAAAGAGGAACUGUCGACCAUUCUCGCGAUGGAUUUCGAUUACGUGCGGACGCUGAUAGAUAACGAAUUCGAGUUCGGCCCGGAUUUCUAUCGAAACUAUUUGAACGUGUUCCUAUCGGUUUUCUACAGGGUUUGUCGGGACUUAUCUGAGCUCCGACACAUGUCGAGGAUUAAUUUCGUGAAAUACUGCGAGCCCGUCAUUAAUAAACGCCACAAGCCCGAAGACGUGAUGGCUUUGUGGAGGCACAUUUCUCCUAUAUUAAAGAACUCAUUGGAGGUUCUAUAUUUACGAGUUUCGUCCAAUUCCGAAACUAAGCUCUUAACGAGCGUAGCACACAAUAUCGAGCUGCCGUUUUACGCCAAAUACUUACUGAUCGCUGCAUAUUUGGCGAGCUACAACCCUACCAAGGACGAUAAACGGCUGUUUAUGAAAUUACACGGCAAAAAGGUAAAAACCAAAACAGACGUCAAAAAGAAGAGUAAAGUGUCGGAGCAAUUGAACACCCAGAUGGGGCCGAAACCAUUUACUUUCGACAGACUGCUGGCCAUAUUCUACUCUAUUUUGGAUGACAAAGUUGGAUUCAAUAAUCAUAUCCUCGUCCAGAUAUCGAGUUUGGUGCGUUUGCAGUUGCUUUCGCAAGUGUCCGACACUUACGCGUUGGAUGGCCGCAAAUACAAAUGUAACGUUAAUUUCGAGUGUAUCCAAAGCGUUGCCAAGAUGGUAGGGUUUAAUAUUAGGAAAUAUCUCAGCGAUUUCAGUCAUAUGUAGUUUCAUGCUAAAGUCAUUGUCACAAAAUUGUGCCACUUGUCAAAUCUAGAGUUUUUUUAUAAAUAUCCUUGUGAAUAAUACAAAGUAUGCGUCUGUAUAGGAAAUUGUAAAAUGUAUUUUCUUAUCCAACUAUGACAUUGCUUAUGAACUAAAUAUCGAAAUGAAAAUGAAAUAAUAUUAAUGUAAUUCAAUGACAGUCAAUAGUUUAACAAUUAUUAUAUUUUAAAUACUCAUUGAAAUUAUAAAUGGGGGCAUAGUAACUAGGCAACAAGUUUUUUAAACGACAGUUUAAACAUGAACAAAGCAAGUGUUAAAUAACCGAGCAUCUUGAGAAUUUUCGCAGGCUGUGGAAUUUGUAGGUACCAUCUUUCAUUAUAUCUUGCUUAUUCAGAGCGCUGUCUGAUACAGAAAACCCAGCCGCAGAAACGUCAGCAGGGUAUUGACCCUGCUGACGUUUCUGCGUAUUGACCCGACUCAGGAGCAAUCCAGAAGAACAUUUGAAAGUGGCACUUUGGGCACGCCUGAAAAUAAAUGUGUCUUUUACCUAUAUUUCAGGUCAUCAUUAACCGCUGUACCAAAAUUUCGAUCAAUUGUGAGCAUAUGUUAUCUCUCCCUUGACUUGCUUGCAAUGAAUAACUAAUUAAGAGAGGUCGUUAUUAUUUGUAAAAUAUGAAUAAAUGUUAAUAGAGUAUUAAAACAUACAAAAAAAAGUCUUUCAUUCCCACAUUUAUCUUAUGUUACAUUUU